Messenger RNA from Lutzomyia longipalpis, 4376 nucleotides. It is a transcript of the gene Ranbp16, whose product is annotated as ran-binding protein 16. The record is from RefSeq and is a predicted model, not a curated record. Lineage: Eukaryota; Metazoa; Arthropoda; Insecta; Diptera; Psychodidae. Bases 187 to 3492 code for a protein of 1101 amino acids. The transcript is spliced from 10 exons. Gene Ontology annotation, cellular component: cytoplasm; nuclear pore. Gene Ontology annotation, biological process: protein export from nucleus. Gene Ontology annotation, molecular function: small GTPase binding; nuclear export signal receptor activity.
GAAAUUCAGCAGAGCUAAAAAAGCCUGCAGACGGCAACGGUUGUGGGGUUAAAGUUUUCUUUUGAGCGAACAGGAAAAAUAACAAAGUUUUCACCGUUUUUUUCCAUGAAAGCAUAGCCGAGGCGGAUUACCUCGUAGUCGCAGUAUCUCCCAUACAUCCGGUGGACAGUAGAUGAGGCAGAAAAUAUGGAGAUCCAACAACUAGAGCAUCUUUGUAAGGAGAUGUAUGAGUCGACGGACCACGCACGUCGUGCGGAGGCCGAAAAGACUCUGGUGGCAUUUCAGGAUAGUCCGGAUGCCCUGGCACAGUGCCAAUUGCUCCUGCACCGCGCAGAUUCGGGCUAUUCGCAACUCCUGGCCGCCACGACGCUCACAAAACUCGUCUCACGCAACAUUCAAGGACUCACCCUUGUACAGCGUAUCGAGAUCCGGGACUACGUGCUCAACUACUUUAUUACACGCCCAAGUCUCCAGAGCUUCGUGAUACAGGCCCUGGUGACGCUACUGGCGAAAAUAACCAAAUACAGCUGGUUCGACACGUACAAGGAUGAGUACGUGUUCCGGAAGAUUGUUCAGAAUGUACAGAGUUUCCUUCAGGGCUCCGUUGAGCACUGCAUGAUUGCCGUGCAGAUUCUCUCGCAGCUUACGAGUGAGAUGAACCCAAUGGUGGAGGUGGAUGCGAAUCUCACAUUCACAAAGCACCGGAAGAUUGCGUGCAACUUCCGGGAUACGCAGCUGUACGAUAUCUUCCUGUUGUCUUGUAACCUCCUGAGUUCGGCGCGUGAGAACAACAAGAACCUCAACUUCAUGGAUGACGCCCAGAAUGGCCUGAUGACUCAGGUGCUGCGGCUAGCGCGCAAUUGCCUGAGUUUUGAUUUCAUUGGUACAUCAACGGACGAAUCGACGGAUGAGCUGUCCACGAUACAAAUUCCAACAAGCUGGCGUCCCGUUUUCCUCGAUCUCAACACACUGAACCUCUUCUUUGACCUCUAUGACAUCCUACCGAAUUCCCUGUCUAGUCUGGCACUGUCGUGCCUCGUGCAGAUCACCUCAGUUCGGCGGUCGCUCUUCAGCAAUAGCGAACGCGCAAAGUUCCUGUCAGCUCUCGUGCGGGGCGUUAAGAAUAUCCUUGAGAAUUCAAAGGGUUUCAGCGAUCCGGAGAACUAUCAUGAAUUUUGUCGUUUGCUGGCACGCUUGAAGUCCAACUAUCAGCUGGGGGAGCUUGUCACCGUUGACUGCUACCCCGAGGCGAUUGAACUCAUUGCCAAAUUCACCAUUCAGUCGCUGCAAAUGUGGCAAUUUGCCCCCAACAGUGUCCACUACUUGCUAUCCCUCUGGCAGAAAAUGGUGGCUUCUGUGCCAUUUGUUAAGUCUUCGGAGCCCCACCUUCUUGGCACGUACACCCCUGAAAUCACAAAAGCCUACAUCACAUCCCGUCUCGAAUCCGUAGCUGUGAUCGUUCGCACGGGGCAGGAGGAUCUUCUCGAUGAUCAGGGUAUGGUGCAACAGCAACUGGAGCAACUUUCAGUCAUUGAGCGAUGUGAAUACGAGAAGACUUGCGCACUCCUUGUGCAGCUCUUCGAUCAGACUGCCAAUGCCUACCAGCAGCUACUCACGUGUCCGGACCCCAAUAAAAUCGACAUGGCAAUCCAGGAGGGGCAGCUAACGUGGCUCGUUUACAUCAUUGGGGCUGUCAUUGGGGCCCGUGUGAGCUUCUCCGUGAAUGACGAACACGACGUGAUGGAUGGAGAAUUGAUAUUUCGUGUGUUGCAACUGAUGAAUCUCACAGAUCAGCGCCUCCCGCAGGCUGGCUGUGUGAAGCUUGAAUUGGCUAUAAUGAGUUUUCUGGAGCAGGUGCGGAAGACCUACAUUAGUGAGCAGAUGCACAAAGUCUACAAGCGCCUAAGUGAAGUGCUCGGUUUGAAUGAUGAACCAAUGCUUCUCAGUGUCAUCAACAGGAAGAUCAUCAAGAACCUCAAAUUCUGGGGAGAGUCUGAGCAGAUUAUUAAGAAAACGCUUAAUCUCCUCAAUGAUCUCUCAUCUAGCUAUAGCUGUGUGAGGAAGCUCGUUAAAUUAGAUGAAAUUCAAUUUAUGCUGAAUAAUCACACCAGCGAGCAUUUCCAAUUCCUGGGGACAAAUUGCGAAGUAUCAGAGAUGCGUAUGCGAAGUAUGUUCUACUCAUCGCUAGGGCGGCUCCUGAUGGUGGACUUUGGUGACGAUGAGGAGCGCUUCUACACAUUUAUGUUGCCAAUGACGAAUCAAUUUGAAUCCAUUGGGGCAAUGCUGAUGGAUGCAAAUAAUGGGUAUCCGUCGGAGGAGGCAAAAAAGGCCCUUAUUGGGCUAUCGCGUGACCUUCGUGGUUUGGCGUGUGUUCUCGGUACAAAGUCUGCCUAUAUGAUGUUCUUUGAGUGGAUCUACCCCGACUACACGCCGAUUCUCAUUCGUGCCCUUGAGCUGUGGGGGCACGAUCCCACCGUUACGACGCCCAUCCUCAAACUCUUUGCGGAAUUCGUGCACAAUCGUUCACAGCGGCUGCAUUUUGAUGUUUCUAGUCCUAAUGGGGUACUGCUGUUCCGGGAGGCGUCCAAAAUCAUCUGCACAUACGGAAGUCGCGUUCUAUCAUUGGAAGUACAUAAAAAUCAAGAGUACCAAAUGCGCUUGAAGGGGAUGUCUGUUUGCUUUCUAAUGUUAAAGUCAAUUCUCUGUGGCAAUUAUGUCAAUUUUGGGAUUUUCAAGCUCUACGGCGAUGAUACCCUUGACAAUGUUCUAAAUACAACAGUCGAGAUGAUUCUCUCAAUCCCACACAAUCAUCUUCUGGAAUACCCAAAGUUGAGUCAAUCCUACUACGUCCUACUGGAGUGCUUAGCUCAGGAUCACAUAACGUUCCUGGCCACACUGGAGCCGCGUGUUUUCCUCUACUUCCUCGAGAGUAUAGCCGAAGGGCUCAAGGCACUAGGUUCGAUGAAAUUUCCUUCUAACUUUACAGAUACGAUGGUUUGCACAGGAUGCUGCUCCACAUUGGAUCACAUAGUUUCGUACAUUUUUAAGCAAAUGGCAAACAAAGUUUCAACAUUCCCAGGAAAGAAAAUUCGCCGUGAAGUUGCUGCACAGAACGAUACAUUCUUGAAGGUGAAUGAACUUCAUCCGGAGAUCCUGCAGAAUAUCCUCUCAAUCCUCAUGAACAUUAUAAUCUUUGAGGACUGUAGGAAUCAAUUUUCAAUGUCACGACCCCUUCUUGGUCUCAUAUUGCUCUACGAAGAUCACUUCAGGCAAAUUAAGAAUAAUAUAAUCCGGAGCCAACCACUUGAGCGACAACAGACGAUGGCUCAGUGGUUUGACAAUUUGAUGGAAGGCAUCGAGAGGAAUCUUCACACGAAAAACCGCGACAGAUUCACGCAAAAUUUGUCACUCUUCCGCCGUGAUAUCAAUGAUUUACUGAAAGCAACCAAUUUUGCGGGGGUCUCCUCAAUCAAUGACAUGGUCGUUUCCUAGUGCUCCCCCCCUGAUGAGGUCAAUUCCAUCAGCUGGAUUAGCUCCAAUGUGGUGUUCUUGUGAAGUCCAUUGUGCAACACACAGGUGGAAAAAAGCGCUAGAUUUAAUUUAAAAAUUAACAAAAUGGUGAAGAAAAGGAAGAAAAAAUUCAUUUAUCGCCCCAAAGCAAAAAAAUUUAAAAAGCAAAAUUAUUUCACAAUGAGAACUGGCUGUUUAGGAAAUUCGUUAAGUUACAUUUUCGUUUUUUUUUUCUUUUCUUUUUUUCACAAAAAAACGACCUCAUUCUUUUCUCUUUAUCUUUGUUUUUUUUUUUUAUUACAUACAUACUUCACCACAAACAUUACAUACAUGUUCCACCCAUUACUUCCCAACUCCUCACAGCUCACAGAAAAAAAUGAAGAAAGAAAGAAACCUCCAUUAAAUUCAUUUAUUGAGAGAAAGGAUUCAUGUUCCCGCGUGUAAAUGUUUCUUUACCCACCCCCACCCUAUUUGCGGGGGAUGGUGGGAAGAAAGUGAUUUUAAGAGAGAGAGAGAGAAAAUAUUAAAAAAAUCUUGAUGAAUGGCUGAAUGAGUGAAAGAUGAUAAAAAAAAGAAGAAUUUUAGUGUGUGAAUCAUUAAUAAUUUUUUUUUAUUGAAUACUUGAUGAAUAAACUUAUUAUUAUUGGUGUUUUUUAUUAGAAUUUUAAGUAUAAUGAGAUGUUUAUGUUCACUGAGAGAGAAAAAAAAUAAUGAAAAUUAGGUGCAUUUGCGUGAAUGAGACACAUUUUGGCAGUUUAGUAAGAAGAAGAAAGAAAAUUUGCGAAUUUGAUACAAAAAGAAAAAAAAAUCAGCCAGCAAUAUUUUGUAAGGGAAACUUUGUAAAAUUUAAAUUUUGUCGCAAAAUA